Nanorana parkeri is the source of this 3170-nucleotide messenger RNA. RefSeq names its product secretogranin II (gene SCG2). The coding region runs from base 123 to 1931 and encodes 602 amino acids. The transcript is spliced from 2 exons. Lineage: Eukaryota; Metazoa; Chordata; Amphibia; Anura; Dicroglossidae. The record is from RefSeq and is a predicted model, not a curated record. Gene Ontology annotation, cellular component: secretory granule.
AUGACGCGCCCUAUUAAGCACUCGGAGCUGUUCUGGUGCUGAAACAAGUAUCUCCAUCCUAGGAGGGAGAUAUGAUCAGCUUGCAACCCUCUGUCUGAAGCACACAGGAAACACUGACCACUAUGUCAUCUCAGAGGAAUUACUGUCUUGCAGGAUGCUUAUCCUCAUGUAUUUUGAUCAUCACAAUGUCCUUUUCUGAUGCUGCAUCCUUUCAGUAUUACCAAGUGCCACAACAGGACCAGGAAUAUAGAAUGAAGACUUUGCAAAGGUUGCCAAGCCCUGAUAUGCUGAAGGCACUGGAGUACAUUGAGAACCUCAGGAAGCAAGCAAGCAAAACUGAAAACCUCCCUGACUAUACUUCCUACCAAGGCACACCCUUCCUCUCAGAGCAGAAAGACACGCAAGCCCUUUCAACAGACACUGCCAAAUCUCCCACCAGUGAUGAUGAGUCUGAGUGGAUGAGAGCAAUGUUGGAAACUUUGAUGCAAGCUGAAAAAGAGGCAAAAGUUUCCCCACAAGAGAAAAAUAAUCCAUACAUGGACAAGAACAUACCACCUGAGUUAAUUGAAGACUAUGACUUAAAUAAAUGGUCUGAGAAGAGACCUAAAACUGGAAAAUUUUCUUCAAGGUUAUAUGAUGACUACUCUCGGGACAAUCCACUGAAGCGCACCAAUGAAAUUGUAGAAGGCCAGUAUACUCCCCAAAGCCUAGCUACCUUACAGUCUGUCUUCCAGGAACUGGGGAAACUAAAAGGCCAAGCAAACAACAAAAGAGACAGAAUGGAGGAAGACCAAAAACUUUACAAGGAUGAUGAGGAUGACUUGUAUAAAGCCAACAACAUUGCUUAUGAGGAUGUAGCUGGUGGGGAAGAUUGGAAUCCUAUUGAAGAAAAAGUUGAAAGUCAAACUCAAGAAGAGUUAAAGGAGAGUAAAGAGGAGGUUGAGAAGACAGAUGACAUGGAUGAGGAAAUGAAGCGAUCUGGGUUGUUGGGGUUACAGGAUGAAGAGCCUGAAAAAGAAAAUAAGGAGCAAGAAAGUGAAAAUCUAUCAAAUCUGAUGAACACAUAUCUUAAAAUGUGGAUGAACAGGAUGGAGAAAGGAAAGCAGAACUCUGAUAAGCGCUCAUUAAAAUUCUCUGGAAGAGAACUUGACCCUGAAGCUAUUUAUCAGUUGAUUGAUAUUUCCAGAAACCUUCAAAUCCCCCCUGAAGACCUUAUUGAUAUGCUGCGGGAUGAAGAUGGCAGGAGGUUUGGUGGAAGAUUAGAACCUGAAAAAGAAGUUGCUGUUCCUGAUGACCUAGAUGAGGUUACAGAGACUAUGACUGAUAAAACAAAUGUAUAUAAACACAAGCAAGGCUUUGUAAGGCAACCUACGUCCCCUAUUCUGCCUAAUGUCCCUGAAGGUCUUACAGUCGAAGACAUGGUGAAUCUUAUGGGAGCUGAUAAGUUACAGAAUAGUUUCAAACAAAAUAAUGGUUUGCAAAGACCCUUCCCUAUUCUUAGUAAAUCCAAGGGACACAAAUAUAUUUGGCCCAAAGAUUCUGAAAAAAGGCAAAUGGAGUAUGAACCAAGAUCUGACAAGGAGGAGGAACUGGCAGAUUAUAUGGUAAAGAUGCUAGCCAAAUACCCAGAGCUUUUAGGUAACAACCAAAACAAAAAGUUGCCUAUUUCCUAUUCUCCAAGUGAUCUUCAAGAGCUAGAAAAGCAAUAUGAAAAUGCUUUGAGAGGAUAUGUGAAUAUGCGUGGUUAUCAGGAUUUAGAGACAGUUUCCAGCAGUAACCGAAGACUGCCACUGACCAGGGAAAAUGAUGAUACACAGAACAAGCAGUAUAUAGAUGAGGACUUGCUUAUGAAGGUCUUGGAAUAUGUGAAUCAAGAGAAAGCAGAAAAAGCAAGAGAUCACAGUGUUAAAAGAUCUAUGGAAAAUAUGUAAAUGUUUGCAUUUUCCAACUCCAUCAUAUAUAUUAUUUGCUCUGUUUUUCUUCUUCUUGCAUUGUUUUAGUGAAUGAAGCUAUGGCUCUUCUUCCACUAAUGGUAAUGAUCAUCUGAUGACCAGUUGUUAAGAUGCACACAAGUUAAUCAUCUAUGUUCAUCAAAGUAGUAAAAUUAUAUUUGUUAUCCACCAAACACUUUUAUACAUUUGAGGGCUCUUACCCAAGCUUGGGGAGCCAUUGAAAAACCAGAUUUUUCCAAAAUUUAAAAGUGCCCAAUUACAUUAUUUAGAAAUCUAUUUCUCAAAGACUCUACAGGUUUUUUUUUUGUUACUUUUGAAAGUUGGAGAUCUAUUUAUGAGGCUGGUACUAUAAAAGUUUAUUUUAAUGUUAAUUUGCAGAUCUUUGGUAGAAAAGAGAAAUGUGUAUCUGAGCAUGAAAUAAUGAACUGCAAGUAUUGUUCUUAAACAAUUGUUAUGAACCAGGAGAAUGUGAAAUAUAAUAUGUUUUUCAUGUGGAGUAUGAAGUCAGCCCGCUAAAUUGGAAUCAUUUAUUUUUUCUAAACUAUAUUUUCAGUAUCUCUCUUUAACGGCUCUAAAAGGCAUUUUUCCAUGAGACAGAAGUGCUAAUGAGAAAAAUCAUUACUGGUUUCACUUCAAGUCAUGUGUCCACUGUUCUAUCCAUCACAGGUAAUUUACUAAUAUAUAUGCAUAAGGCAAAUAACAAUGUGCAUAGUAUAGUAAUCAUAUACAUACAGUCACGUUUUCUUGUUCUGACUACAUUAUCUUUCUAGAAAGUAGACCUUCGAUUGGUUGCUAUGGUAAAGUACACUGAUUCAACAAAGACUGCCUUGGCUCCCCAACCUUUACACAAAGAGAAGCAUUACCAUGGUGUGUUGAUCAGCCAUUAUGAGGACCUCAUGCUCACACAUUUGCUAUUUUGUAUCAAGGAUCAAACAAUGUAGCAAAUAUUAUUAUUAAUCAAAAUGUGUUGAGGGACACAUUUUGCAUCACAGCUGCUAGAAAUUUAGUUAAACCAUUACUAUGGAUUAUUUGAUCAUGUAGAUGAGCAACACUCUUUGCACUGCCUUAUUAAAUAAACAAUCUCUAGCCCCUACAUCAUCAGCUUUCCAUGUUCCUUAAAUUACAAGCUGUGUCACUACUAGAAUACUAUAGCGCUCAUACUAUAUAAAAUUAUAGCUGGAAUGUCAGAUGGCAAAUUAUAUUUGCUUCAUGACUAGA